AUGCCUCUUGGUCAGAAGAUGAUGGCCAGUUCCUCAUUCCAAUUGAGUUUAUAUUGUGUAGGUUUCUUCGUCGUGAUCUGGAUUGCCGCAGUCAUGUUCAAGUCCAAUGAUAUCUUGCGCAAGCAGACCUCUCUCAAGGCCACCGCUGUGGUAGUGCCCAUGUCUCUUCUCCAGUCAGUCACAUCGUGCUAUGAUGCACACAUCCUCAAGUCUGGGAAGCAACCCUGCUCACUCUUACAUAAUGCCAAUUCGUGUCAAGAGCCCUUCGCUGGCAACUCACUGGAUGUAGAAACCCAAGUGGACGCAGCCGUUGAGCCCUAA
Messenger RNA from Triticum turgidum subsp. durum (durum wheat), 321 nucleotides. The record is from the annotation of a GenBank genome assembly. Lineage: Eukaryota; Viridiplantae; Streptophyta; Magnoliopsida; Poales; Poaceae.